UGGUACUUCAUGAACUCCAUCUUCUACGAGGCAGGCGCGAACAAUACGGCUGUGGUGCAGACUGCCCACCAGUCCCAGAACCAGCGCAUUCUCAGCAGCCGCAAAGCUUUCGAGGAUGAGCUGAAGAACAUGCAGGGCACCGCGUUCCUCGUUGCCGCCGAACCCCAGGCGCCGGGACAGCCGUGGGUUAUUCAGAGGCAGCACCGGGAGAAGGUCAACGAGAACGGCACCUCGAGGAUGCAUGUGAAGGUGACGGCCACCUACUAUACGGUUGGCGACAAGAUCCUCAUGUCGCCGAACAUGCUAGAUAUCCUGCAAGCGAGAAUGCUCUCUAUCACCACCAACAUCCAAGAAUUCUUUGACUUGGGGAGAGCUAUGUCGCACUUCGCACCUGCAACCGGCCACACGUACCUGCCGGCUUCCUACGAGACCACCAAGGCGGCCGUUACGGGUUCGGCGAGCCGAGCUGGAAGUCCUGGCGCUGAGUCUGUUGCCGACGGCUCCCAGAUGGCGGUUGCGCAGCCUGCCGAGACCUCCAUGACCGAAUACAACGACGACUUUUUCAUGCGCUCAUUGAACAUGGUCAACAGGUACGGCCACGAGUUCAUGGACGAGAACCCUCUCCAGGGCGAGCCCGGCGCCUUUGUCUUCACUAGCACUAAGGAACAGGUCGACGCAAGGAACAAGGCUCAAGCUGCUGCCCAGGCCACGGGCGCUACGUUGGCACUCCCAACCAAGCCGGCGGAGGGUGAGAGCGCAGUAAGCACGGCCGCUCCAACACCAAAGCCUCUUGCCGCAGAGCCACCGCCUAGGAAAGGGAGCAUUGCAAAAGUGCCAAGGCUACCUGGGGAGAAGAGGAGGAAGAGCAGAGGCUUAACAAGCCCAACGAGUCCA
Messenger RNA from Lindgomyces ingoldianus, 894 nucleotides. Its product is annotated as MED6-domain-containing protein. Lineage: Eukaryota; Fungi; Ascomycota; Dothideomycetes; Pleosporales; Lindgomycetaceae. The annotation marks the transcript as partial. Gene Ontology annotation, cellular component: core mediator complex; mediator complex. The record is from RefSeq and is a predicted model, not a curated record. Gene Ontology annotation, molecular function: transcription coactivator activity. The transcript has a single exon. Gene Ontology annotation, biological process: regulation of transcription by RNA polymerase II.